Paecilomyces variotii is the source of this 1959-nucleotide messenger RNA. RefSeq lists its product as hypothetical. The coding region runs from base 109 to 1512 and encodes 467 amino acids. The record is from RefSeq and is a predicted model, not a curated record. The transcript has a single exon. NCBI's taxonomy places the organism in Eukaryota, Fungi, Ascomycota, Eurotiomycetes, Eurotiales, Thermoascaceae.
CUUGCAGACACAACUUAACUUAUUAUCAUUAUUCUAGACUCUCUCUCUCUCUCUCUCUCUCUUUCAAUCUUCCAAUGCCAAUCACCCUACCCCUCCCAAUCGACCAGGAUGGCGGACAAGCCACGGCGCAUUCUGGAGAAAUCCAAAACCGUGCGUCGGAGGUAUCAGCGCAGCAAUAAGCGGUUCCAGUUCACGGCGUCGCAGAUCGAGCGGAUCGAGCGGGAAGAGGAGCGAGAGCGCCGCGCGGCCAAGCUCCGGGAGAAAGAGAAGAAGCUUCGGGAGAAGAAAAAGAAGAAGGCGGAGAGAGAGGCGAAAGCGAGAGAGGAGAGGAAACGAUUGGGAUUGCCGGAUCCGAAUGCUCCUAAGGUCUCGUCGAGUCAGCCGCUGUUGGUGGAUUUCUUUGGGGCGAAGAAGUCGCUGCAGCCUGCUCGGGAGGAGGAUCGAUCACAGGAGUCGGGCACAGAGUAUAGUGAUAGUGAGGAGGGUGCGGGUAGUGUCAAUGGUGACGGGGGACAGGAUGCGAGUGAAGAAAAGCGAAUAGAAGGGGAGAGAGCGGAUGCUGAUCGGAGUAAUGCCGGACAGGACAGUGAAGAAGGAUACUGUGAUCUGGCUGAUGAGGGGGAUUUCAGUGAAGCAGAGACGGUAGUGCUGCACAAUGAGGAGAAUGUGAAUGAUAACACUGUCCAUGUUGCAUUGAGGCAGUCUUCGCGGGACCAGGUUGCCAGUCACCUCCUCCAAUCACUAGGUGAUUCCUUCGAAGAUGACACGUCGAGGUUGCUACAGGAUCUCCUCCCUGACGAGCUGGACGUUGAUGAUUAUCUCGCGAAAGAAGAGUCCGCAGUCAAUACGCAGCGCUACACUGCCGGUACUUCAAAGAUGACUGCGAACGAAGGUUCUCUAUCCACCCCGAAGAUGGAACAUCCAUCGGGAAACGGUCAUAAUGAAAACGCCACUAGCUGUGGUCCACCGGCGACAAAUCUCGAAGCAGCAGUCGAUAAACAUUCCGAGCCAACGGCGGCAGACCCUCCAGAAAUGCCCAUUGAUAUCUACCAAGAUCCAGAGGACAUACUCGCCGGUAUAUCAACUCAGGACCUAACCGAUGGCGAUGAUGAUGAAAAUGAUGACUUCGAUGAUAAGGAAAAUCUACAUCCGAACAUUGUUCGAGGACAGCGCCCUCAAGUGAGAAACACACCUCGUCGUCCGAAGCCAUAUAGCAAGCUUCAAGCAAGUGCUGAAAGAGAGCCACUAUCACUCCUCAACCGGGACUCUUCUGCAGAAGUAGACGACGACGACGCAUUACGGAAGUCGCCGUCCCUCAAACCGCGCCAGAAAUACACCCCCAGGGACAUGCAUAAGAUAGCGGGUAUGCCAUCCCGAUCUUUCAGCGCACCGGCUUCACACCCUUCCGUACAGGCGAGCCUUUCGAGAACUUACUCAAUCACUGAUGAUGACGACGAAUUCGGCGACCUUGACCUUUCACCAGAAGAACUCGAGGCUUUAGGAGCCUUGUAGUCAGUCCAUCCUGCUAUACCAUUCUUACUCAUCGCCUAUAUCAGCAAUUACGGACUUCAUUUUGCAUAUGCGCGUUCAACAUUUGGCUGAUAUUGAUAUUUUUUUGCAUUCUUGGAGUCGACUCAACGGAUGCUACGACCCUACUUCCACAUCACAUCAUACUUCGGUAUGAUAACUCGGUAUAAAUUGGACUAAAUGGGGUUCUUAUUUGGCGUUUUUUUUUUUUUUCUCUCAAGCACAGUUUUGAUUCUACAGCAUCUGUAGAGGAGGCGCAAUAUGUAUUUUUGGUUUAGUUUGUUCGUUGGUUCGUUGAUGAUAAAACGUUUUCCACAAGAUUAGAUAGAUAGAUAGAUACCCAUUUUCUUGUUUUAUUUCAGGAUCAUUCAACUUCUUUCAGCAUACAUUGUAUAUAUGUAGUAGUCAUCGUUAUCAAGAAUUACACCGGUU